Penaeus vannamei (Pacific white shrimp) is the source of this 684-nucleotide messenger RNA. The record is from RefSeq and is a predicted model, not a curated record. NCBI's taxonomy places the organism in Eukaryota, Metazoa, Arthropoda, Malacostraca, Decapoda, Penaeidae.
GCCUUCCACUCGGCCUCUCCAUCCAUCCAUCCAUCCAGCUCAACCAUGGCACCCUUCAAGAUCAGCGCCGCCCUCCUGGCCCUGGCCGCCCUCGCCUCGGCCGCCCCCUCCGAUCCCUACCGCCCAGUGUACACGCCCGCACCCUACCACCCUCCACCCCCGGUCUAUCUCCCUGAGCCCGUGUACAAGCCCGAACCCGUCUACAAGCCGAAGCCUGUGUACCACCCCAAGCCCGUGUACAAGCCCGAGCCUGUUUACAAGCCCGAACCCGUGUACGAGCCCGAGCCCGUGUACAAGCCUGAGCCCGUGUACAAACCCAAGCCCGUGUACAAGCCUGAGCCCGUAUACAAGCCUGAGCCCGUGUACAAGCCCGAUCCCUACCACCCCAAGCCCGUCUACGAUGAGGAGCCCAAGCCCUACUCCUUCGACUACGCGUCAACGACCACUAUCCGGCGCCAACUUCGGCCACACCGAGAACUCCGACGGAAAGGCCGUGAAGGGCUCGUACACCGUGGCCCUCCCCGACGGCCGCAUCCAGACCGUCAACUACGUGGCCGACCACUACAACGGCUUCCAGGCUGAGGUCACCUACAGGGCGAGCCCAAGUACCCCGAAUACCACCCCCCGAGCCCGCCUACAAGCCGCCCCCAAGCCCUACCAUCCCCCGCCCCCCGCCUACAAGCC